CGCCAUCACCUUUUCCUCCUCACCUGCCCGUUUCUUCUACAACUUUCAAUUCUUUUCCUCGUCUUGUUUCUGGCCGACCUAAAAAUACCUCUUCAGCAGUCACCUGUCUCAUUUCUUGAUCGCUGUCACUCGCCGACGUCUCCCCACUGCCUGCACGAUCCGUAUUACCGCUGCGCCUCUUUCUUGCCGGUCUCCGUCGUCGUUGACCUCUCGCUGUUGGACCCCACGACGCAACAAUCCACCACUACCUUGCAAGCUAGUCUCAGAUACAAAAGAAGUUCUCGCAUCGCACCGCUGUCGAACGACCUCCACACGGCCUGUAGUUGAAACCGCGAGGAACGUGCAGUUGCAUCUCACAAUCCUUCGCUUCAUGCGACUAUCCGUUGCUCUUGAUUUCAUCCAGUUACACGACUAAAUCAACCACGCUCAGCUCGGCCCAGCCAAUCCGCAACAGAUCGACAUACUUCUUUUCUCCUUCUAAUUUUCUUCUCUUCUUCACCGCUUCCCAGUUUCCGUCCUCUUAUUUUCAGCCUUCCCCGGACCAGCCUCUUGUCGCAGUUCCCGAUCCUUCAACUUGUAUCCUUGGCAGAGUCGUCGUCCGUCUACUACGUGGACGGGUCGACAAGAAAGACAUAACCAUGGCUCAAACUCAGGCUCAGUCAAAUGUUAUGAGAAGGAAGCUCGUUAUCAUCGGAGACGGUGCUUGCGGCAAAACAUCGCUAUUAUCGGUCUUCACGCUGGGCUAUUUUCCGACUCAUUAUGUUCCCACCGUAUUUGAGAACUACGUUACGGACUGCCGAGUAGAUGGAAGAUCGGUACAACUGGCACUAUGGGAUACCGCGGGGCAAGAAGACUAUGAGCGAUUAAGGCCACUCGCAUACGCAAAAUCACAUGUAAUCCUGAUCGGAUUCAGCGUGGACAGCCCAGACAGUUUAGAGAACGUUCGGCAUAAAUGGAUUGAAGAAGCGAGAGAACGGUGCCCGGACGUGCCCAUCAUUCUGGUUGGCUUGAAAAAGGAUCUUAGAGAGGACCCUCUGGCAAUCGAGGAAAUGCGGAAAAAGAGCUUGAAGUUCGUAACGCCACGAGAAGGAGCAGAAAUGGCCCAGCAAUGCGGAGCUCGAAAAUACCUCGAAUGCUCGAGUCUGACGGGCGAAGGGGUCGACGAUGUCUUUGAAGCAGCCACCAGAGCAGCCCUGUUAACGUUUAAUGGCAAGCAAGGCGGAGGCGGAUGCUGUGUCAUUUUGUGAACCUACUGGGACGAAUGAAUCUCUUUCUAAAAGAGUUACCAUCACAGCCAAAACGGUCGACACGUCGAAUGAUUCUACGAAAUGCCGGGCGCUUCUCCCCCGACUUUGGGAUGUGAGGCAUUUGGAGUUGGGGCAUGUGUCCAAAACCAAUACAAGGCUUUUGACGCAGUAUCCUAGGAUAUUCCACAUCUUGGUAAUUGGGAAUUGGAUGAGCAUUUUCUCCGGAGUCGAGAUGGGAAAACAAAAAAAACCUUUUUUUUAAAGGUGGGCAUCUAGCCGGGGACAUGACUGGCGCCUUCUUCCAAAACACACCACCGCCUGACACAGGUGUGUGUGUGUGGUGUGUAUGUGUAUUGUUUGAAACAUUUAAUGGCCUUUAGCGAAUUAGCACAAUGAUGGGAUUUUCUUUUUCUCUUUUC
This is a messenger RNA of Exophiala oligosperma, 1666 nucleotides long. RefSeq names its product GTP-binding protein rho2. Gene Ontology annotation, molecular function: GTPase activity; GTP binding. Gene Ontology annotation, biological process: small GTPase-mediated signal transduction. The record is from RefSeq and is a predicted model, not a curated record. Lineage: Eukaryota; Fungi; Ascomycota; Eurotiomycetes; Chaetothyriales; Herpotrichiellaceae. The transcript has 2 exons. Bases 639 to 1247 code for a protein of 202 amino acids.